Dovyalis caffra is the source of this 855-nucleotide messenger RNA. The record is from the annotation of a GenBank genome assembly. NCBI's taxonomy places the organism in Eukaryota, Viridiplantae, Streptophyta, Magnoliopsida, Malpighiales, Salicaceae.
AUGCAAGUUGCGGCGCCGGCUGGUGCCUUGUACCAGGUUCAUCUUGUGAGAGCCAAAACUGCUCGGGAAUUCAUUCCAAAACAGUUAAAGCUAGUUGAAGCUUUCGGGUACACUCUUGGUGGAUUUUUUCUUGCUAGUUAUGAAGAUAGUCCAGUUGGGGUUUUUGAUGAGGUUGCAUCCCAUCUUCAAGCUCUUGUAGUGCUCGCAGGACUUGUGCAGAACUUUCCAACACCAUAUGCAUGGGCAGCCAGGGUGCUUGUGAGCAAUGAUGAUGCUUGCAAUCAUGGACGAAAGGAAUUUGGGCUUCCCAGUCAAAUCGGGAAGUUUUCAAAGAGAAUGAAAGCAAUCCCAAGGCAGAAAAAGAGUAAACGUAGCGACUUUCUCGACAUGACUGGUUUGAGUACCAAACUCCCUGAUCCAAAAGAUUACAUGGACGUUCUAGUGAAUGAAAUUAAUGGUCCUUCUGCAACAAACCUCUGCAAUAUCACCCUUGGAAAACCUGCGACUCCUCGGAUGAAAUUGGACGAGUGGAUGGGGCCAAAAAUCAAAUUUUCAUUACCAAGUUUUAGCGGACUCACAGAAUAUAAUCCUGCCCUUAUGACGUAUUCCUGUGAUGUUGAAAGCAGAGUUCGUCUAGUGCAACCAGCGAAGAUAGCAAGGCCAUUUCUGACCCGGAAGCAUAUCGAUACGGAUGAAUAUGUGGACCCUAAUAGUACUGAAGAAAUCUUGAAUAACGAAAGGAAGCUAAGCAUAUCGGUCAUGCUAUCCAAACCGGUACUAGCUUUGGAGUUCAAUUCUAUGAAAAUGCAAGUUGAAGCCCCCGAAAUCGUUUCUCAUACAGGCCCCACUGCAUAA